AUGGGUAAAGCUAAAAAAACAAGAAAGUUUGCUCUAGUUAAGCGUACAUUAAAUACAAAGAAGGACCCAAGAUUAAAAGCUAAUCAAGAAAAACAAGCAAAGAAGGAUGAUCCAGAAUUAACAAGGAAUAUUCCACAGGUUUCAAGUGCACUUUUCUUUCAAUAUAAUGAAGCUAUUAAACCACCAUAUCAAGUUCUUAUAGAUACAAACUUUAUCAAUUUUUCUAUUCAAAAGAAGAUAGAUUUAGUGAAAGGCAUGAUGGAUUGUCUUUUAGCUAAAUGUAAUCCAUUGAUUACAGAUUGCGUUAUGGCCGAAUUAGAAAAGUUAGGUCCCAAAUAUCGUAUUGCAUUGAAAUUAGCUAGAGAUCCAAGGAUAAAAAGAUUAACAUGCACACAUAAAGGUACAUAUGCCGAUGAUUGUAUAGUGAAUAGAGUUUUACAGCAUAAAUGUUAUAUUGUGGCUACAAAUGAUGCCGGUUUAAAGCAAAGAGUAAGAAAGAUACCAGGAAUCCCACUAAUGAGUGUAGGUGGUCACUCUUAUGUAAUUGAAAAAUUACCAGAUGUAUUUUAG
This is a messenger RNA of Arxiozyma heterogenica, 570 nucleotides long. It is a transcript of the gene FCF1, whose product is annotated as rRNA-processing protein FCF1. NCBI's taxonomy places the organism in Eukaryota, Fungi, Ascomycota, Saccharomycetes, Saccharomycetales, Saccharomycetaceae. Bases 1 to 570 code for a protein of 189 amino acids. The record is from RefSeq and is a predicted model, not a curated record. Gene Ontology annotation, cellular component: nucleolus; small-subunit processome. The transcript has a single exon.